CAGAGCCCGAAAUCGGUGGGGGGCACCACGAAAUGAUGUGCUACUACGCCCGCCAAUCGCUCCGAUCCGAUAGCAAAGCUGCCGUCAUCGUUGUGUGGACUCACUUCACUACACUCUGAUAGAGCUUCGGGGCUUGAGCUGUGUGAGUCAGCUGCCUCUCGAUGAUGUUGACCAUGCAACGGCUUGCCCUCCGACUCAGACCAGCAUCGACUUCGUGUUCGCGGAUACACACGUCACAAAGCACACAAGCUUUCUCGACCUCGAUCAUGGCGCAACAACCCAUCAAGCCGGCCAGGCGCGUGGCCAGUUCAAAGCAGGAUGUAUGGUCUAUUGUCAAUGAGGCUGCACAAGCAUCUCCAGUCCAGCCCAUCGUCAACAUGGGCCAGGGCUUCUUUGGUUACAAUCCUCCCUCCUUUGCGAUUCAGGCUGCCAAAGAUGCCCUGGACCGGGUAGAUUGCAAUCAGUACUCCCCUCCCAAGGGUCGACCAAGGUUAAGGCAAGCCAUUGCCAAGUCGUACUCUCCUUUCUUCGGUCGGACACUCAAUCCCGAUACCGAGGUGGUCAUCACAACUGGAGCCAAUGAAGGUAUGCUUUCGGCGUUCAUGGGAUUCCUCGAGGCCGGUGACGAAGUCAUCGUCUUUGAGCCAUUCUUCGACCAGUACAUCUCCAACAUCGAGAUGCCGGGUGGCAAAGUCGUGUAUGUGCCAUUACAUCCGCCCAAAGAUGGCGCGACCAAGACGACGAGCGCAAGCCAAUGGACGGUAGACAUCAAAGUACUCGAGGCCGCGAUCACCCCUCGAACACGUAUGAUCGUGCUGAACAGCCCACACAAUCCCGUCGGCAAAGUGUUCAGUCGUGAGGAGCUACAAGCCAUUGGUGAUCUCUGCCUCAAGAACAACAUUCUCAUCCUGUCUGAUGAGGUUUACGAUCGACUAUAUUAUGUUCCUUUCACACGCAUGGCAACACUUUCUCCAGAGAUUGCCAAGAUCACACUGACCGUUGGGUCUGCCGGCAAGAACUUCUAUGCCACAGGCUGGCGUGUGGGGUACCUGAUUGGUCCGGAAGAACUCAUCAAAUAUGUUGCAGCUGCUCACACACGUAUCUGCUACAGCAGCGUGAGCCCGUUGCAAGAAGCCGUGGCCGUCGCCUUUGAAGAGGCGGACGCGCAUGGAUUCUGGGAGGAAAGUAAGACAGAGAUGAAGCGCAAGAUGGAUCUGUUCAACGAGAUCUGGGACGAGCUUGGUCUGCCGUAUUCCAAGCCGGACGGCGGCUAUUUUGUCCUUGUCAAUCUUGCCAAAGUGAAGCUGCCAGAAGGAUACCAAUUCCCACCGCACGUUGCCAACCGCCCGCGUGAUUUCAAACUGUCAUGGUUCUUGAUCACAGAGCUUGGCGUAGCUGCUAUUCCUCCUACCGAGUUCUUCACGGAUGACAAUGCACACAUUGUGGAGGACUGGCUGCGAUUUGCGGUUUGCAAGAACGACGAUGUGCUCGAGCAGGCGAAGGAGAGGCUUCGAGGUCUCAAGAAAUACAUAGAAUAGAUGAACCCUGUACAUGUAACGAAUGAACCUUGCUCGAGUUUCAUUUCAGAGCGAUCGUUCAUUAAAGAAUAACGAUGGUCCAUUAGAUCAGGGU
This is a messenger RNA of Dissoconium aciculare CBS 342.82, 1632 nucleotides long. RefSeq names its product PLP-dependent transferase. Gene Ontology annotation, biological process: biosynthetic process. NCBI's taxonomy places the organism in Eukaryota, Fungi, Ascomycota, Dothideomycetes, Mycosphaerellales, Dissoconiaceae. The record is from RefSeq and is a predicted model, not a curated record. Gene Ontology annotation, molecular function: pyridoxal phosphate binding; L-kynurenine:2-oxoglutarate transaminase activity. Gene Ontology annotation, cellular component: mitochondrion; cytoplasm. Bases 267 to 1538 code for a protein of 423 amino acids. The transcript is spliced from 2 exons.